Ilyonectria robusta is the source of this 1284-nucleotide messenger RNA. RefSeq lists its product as uncharacterized. Gene Ontology annotation, molecular function: zinc ion binding; DNA-binding transcription factor activity, RNA polymerase II-specific. The transcript has a single exon. The record is from RefSeq and is a predicted model, not a curated record. Bases 64 to 1182 code for a protein of 372 amino acids. NCBI's taxonomy places the organism in Eukaryota, Fungi, Ascomycota, Sordariomycetes, Hypocreales, Nectriaceae. Gene Ontology annotation, biological process: regulation of DNA-templated transcription.
UCUGACGACAUAAUGGGACGCUUUCUUCCAGUGAGCUAACUUAUCCACACCGACAGUUCCAACAUGUCAAUCCGUCGAAAAUCGUGCGAUCCUUGCUUCAGAUCGCGACGCAAAUGCGAUCUAACGUACCCUGUUUGUGACAGGUGCGAGCGGAAUAAUAAGCGAUGUCACUACGCAUAUCCCCCGCAGCUGCCAGUGAGGACGGAAGAACAGGCUAAUGUAGCCCGCACUGCUCUCAUGCGGAAUACGGCGGAAGCAUCCUCGUCUGGCAGUGGAGUGUCCUCCGGAGAUCUCGGUCAAAUAAGGAGCGUGCCUGGUACAUUCUUUGAGCUCAGCCGUCACUCAGCUUUGCAGCUAUACUGGGAGCAGCUUUCCAUUGUGUACAAGACACCUGGAAACCUCGGUGAUCUGCCACCAGUUGGCGGGCUACAGAUUUGGGAUAGCAUUCUGGACCAUAUGCGAAACUAUCCGCGAGAAUUUGCCCAAGGCGCAGAAAACACGUUUAUCCACAAGGCCCUCUUCACCGAUUCAUUCCCCCGGCCUCUGCGGGCAGCUUGGACGAUCUGCGCCGGGUGUGUCUCUAUAAACGACCGCAAUCGCAAAAUGCUCUUCCAAGCUCUAGACGCCGAGCUGUCCGAACUGAUCACGCCUUCGACGCCGGUCGUGACGAGUACACUGUUGGAAGAUCUGGUCUGGCUACAGGCGGUGUUAUUAUAUCAGCUGAUCAGGUUCUUCUUCGGCAGCAUUGAGCAGCGUAACACUGCGGAACGCCAAGAGUUCAUCAUCAGAUCGUAUGGGCUCAGACUCCUCCAGCGAGCAAAUGUCGAGCUCGCCAACGCAGAACGAACCUGGGAGAAUUGGAUCCUGGCUGAAAGCAUCCGUCGAACGGUCUUCAUAGCGUUCAAGUUGUACACCAUGUACUCGUACUUGAGGUAUCGCAUAUGCAACCAAUAUGACGCCCUGAAAGCUCUCCCUGUGUCCACGAAGCUGGGUUCAUGGGAGUCCCGAGAUGCUUACAACCAAUACUCGGAUAUGGACGAAACGAUAUCCUACGGCGAAACAAAACUUCUUUGGCUUGCGCCUCCGGAGAGCAAAACUGGAAAUUUUGAAGAGUUGCUUUUUUUGGACAAGGACACAGAAAAUCACAUCGCUGCGUUGGAUCAAUAUGAAUUAAUUGUUUAGUUAGUCGGGCAUGUAAGAAGCUAGACUGUCGAGGUUCAAUGGCAAAUCCGAUCUGUGUGCGGCUAAUCUGGUUCAACUUGACUCCUUCAUUUCUAUAAAACC